GUUUGAGACAUGCGCUGUCGCUUUCUUUUUCCUUGCUGCCAUUUUAGAUUGCACAAGCACGUGUAAAAAUGCAGUUGUUUGUUCGUGGAACCAAGACACACACCUUGCAAAUUGCAGGUGAUGAAACUGUGCAGGAUGUCAAGACAUUUCUUAAUGGUACUGAAGGAUUUCCCUGUGAGGAGCAAGUCAUCCUGUAUGCUGGCAAGCCUCUAAGUGACAAUGUCAAACUCAUCAGCUUUGAUGACCUUGCCACCUUGGAAUGUGAUGUUCGAAUGCUGGGAGGUAAAGUCCACGGUUCUCUGGCUCGUGCUGGUAAAGUAAAGGGACAGACACCAAAGGUAGACAAACAGGAGAAGAAGAAGGCCAAGACUGGCCGUGCUAAGAGAAGGAUGCAAUACAACAGAAGGUUUGGUGUGACCGUGGCCACAUUCGGCCGAAGGAAGGGCCCCAAUGCCAACUCCUAAUUUAUAUGUCUUGACAUUGAGUGGAGUCUAGUUCUAUAUGCAGGAUGUGACAUGUGGCAGCGAACAUUUUGUGUGGAAACUGUGUCAACAUUUAUCCAGCAAUCAUUUUGAUCCUCUUCAGCUUGUAUUUCUGUAAAUAAAACUAGAUUCUAAAAUGAA
Ylistrum balloti is the source of this 623-nucleotide messenger RNA. Its product is annotated as ubiquitin-like FUBI-ribosomal protein eS30 fusion protein. Gene Ontology annotation, molecular function: structural constituent of ribosome; protein binding. Gene Ontology annotation, cellular component: cytosolic small ribosomal subunit; ribosome. Gene Ontology annotation, biological process: translation. The transcript has 5 exons. NCBI's taxonomy places the organism in Eukaryota, Metazoa, Mollusca, Bivalvia, Pectinida, Pectinidae. The coding region runs from base 69 to 464 and encodes 131 amino acids. The record is from RefSeq and is a predicted model, not a curated record.